AUGCCCACUGCCCUCCCGCCCAUGGCGACACCGCUGCUUAAUGAGACUGCCGCCGUCUCUGCGACGGCUAUACCGGUUGCCGGUCCUCCUCCAACAAACAAUGCUUCGUCCGUUCUCAAUAUUGCUUCGAUAGUCGAGACUCCUGUGCCCGAAUCGUCGAAUCACUCAAAUGGAGCUCUGCCUUCAUCUAUCGAUCCUCCGUCCCGUACCGUUGUGAUUGUGUUCCGUCCGACUCAAGAGCAUAUCGUGCACCUGGUAGCAGAAGUGCUUGGGAAACCGUGGACAACAGAGACAUCUCUGGCAACGUUGACCAAGGCCAACGAUGCGGUUGUGGCUGGAGUUUUGGCACACGAUCUGGUACACAGUUUAGAGGGAUGCGAUAGAUCGACUCUGGUAUUGGUCAAUACACAUUGUGUGGAGGAUGGAUCUGCACCCGAGGACCAGUUAUCCGAGAUCUGUGAUUACGAGUUCCUAUACUCACAUAGUCUUUUCCUGCGACGCUAUUUAACUCGUUUCCUAUCGUUGAUUCUGGGCCAGACGAGACCGCAUGAGGAUCUCCGUACUAAGACUCGGACCAAUUUUAUCUCGACUACCUUCCCGGAUGUACAUGCUGCUUUACCGAACCUCGAUAUCCUCUCGGUUGGGUCGGAUGCGGUGGAAAUUCGUGUGGAUUUGUUGGUUGAGCCGACAUUGAAUGGAGUACCGGUUGGCUCGGUGCCUAGUCUGAAGUAUGUGGGUCAGCAAUUGAUGCUACUGCGCCAGCACACGGAGUUACCGAUUAUAUUCACCACGCGAUGCAAGAAAGAAAAUGGGAAAUUUCCCAUGGAUGACCCUGCUCUGUUUUACAAGUAUUUGCGACGGGCGAUCCAGUGGGGUGUCGAGUACGUGGAUGUUGAACUAUGGCUUCCAGAGGAUAUUCGGCGGCGCUUGGCAGAGACAAAGGGUCACAGUAUCAUCAUGUCGGCCUUCCAUGAUUUCUCCGGAUCAUGGAAGUGGACUUCGCCUGAGGCCCAGCGGAUCUUCACGGAGAGUGCCAAGUAUGCCGAUAUCGUAAAGAUGAUCGCUAUGGUUUCCACAAUCGAAGCAAACUACGAGCUCGAGUAUUUCCGCUCAACAGUUAAAAACCGUGGACCAGGCCCCUUGUUAUCUGCGGUCAACAUGGGUCAAAUGGGUCAACUUUCCCGUGCGCUUAACACCGUCUUUUCUCCUAUUACACACCCUCUUCUCCCCAUGAUUGCCGCGCCCGGUCAACUGACCGCUGCCGAGAUCAACGAGGCGUUACACAUUAUGGGGCAACUACCCAAGCGAGAUCUCUACGCGAUUGGCUCAUUCCGUGCGACGCCACACUCAAUGUUCAUGGAGAAAUGCCUGAAUGAACUAGGCCUCCCGCAUACAUUUAGCUCGAUUGAUCGCGGCCCUAAGGGCACAAUGGAAUCCGUCAUCUCGCAACCCCAAUUCGGUGGCGCCUCAGUCAACCCGCCAAUACCCAGUUCCACAGUCUAUAUCCCGUCGGUAAGCGACGCCGCGCGAGCCAUCGGCCUCGUCGAUACCAUUGCCAUGCGCCCCACUGCAGAGGGACCGAACGGGAACGGAACAUCCCUGAUCGGCGAGAACACCGCAUGGAAAGGGAUCCGGUCCACCUUAACAAGGGACUACGUACCAUCCGCGUACCGGCGCCGCGCAGCAAUUAUCCUCGCUGGAUCCGAAACAGAUGCGUCAGCCGCCAUCUUCGCGUUACGCAGUCUUGAAGUUGGGCCCAUUUACACGGUCGGCUUUAAAGCGGUUGGUCCCCUCGCUGUAGGUCUUGAACCGUUUACAUCGAUUCAGUCGGUGAAACUCGUGGAACAACCCUUUGUUAUCGUCUCGGCGUUACCACCGGAGAAAUCGCUACUCGUUCAACCUCUUUUACGACAUUAUCGUACGAAUGGUCGCUCUUCGCCACCUUCGACCCGUGGGAAGGUUUACCUUGAUUUGACGACUGGAUCUAGGAAGGGUGACCCGCUUGGUGUGGCUACUAGUGCUGGGUGGACGGCGUAUGGAUCGGAGGAUGUUAGUGCGUGGACUACGGUGGAAACGUUGAGAUUGUUGGUUGGGCAGAAUGUGCCGUUUGACUUUGUACGAAUGGCUUCUGGGCGUUCUCUGUUUUAA
Molecule: messenger RNA, 2148 nt
Organism: Penicillium malachiteum
Lineage: Eukaryota; Fungi; Ascomycota; Eurotiomycetes; Eurotiales; Aspergillaceae
Product: type I 3-dehydroquinate dehydratase
Exons: 1
Coding region: 1-2148 (715 amino acids)
Molecular function (GO): 3-dehydroquinate dehydratase activity
Source: RefSeq, a predicted model, not a curated record